CCACUCGCAUAACAAUUUGUCUCGCAAGUGGAGACUUCGUACCCCAGAAAAAAGUGUAAAAAAAAUUUCUAAUCCCCGAUUAAUUUUAAAAAAAAGCCCCAAGUGACCAGUGAAGUGACUUAUGUAGAGAAAAAAAAUGUAACAUGGCGAUGGUUGCGUCAAACAUGAGUGGCCACAUACAGAAGCAACUCACCAGGAGUCUGGAGAGAAUCCUGGAGGAGGCACACCUCAGCGGUGAGCUCCGACUGAGCGGUCGUAAGCUCAAGGAUUUUCCCAAAGUGGGAAAGACCGGCGGAACAAAAUACAAUCUCUCCGAUACAAUAAUCGCAGAUUUAUCGAAAAACCGCUUUGGUGAGCUGCCUGAGGAGGUCACGGAGUUUCCAUUUCUAGAGAAACUUCAUCUGUACCACAAUGCUAUACGGGUCAUACCAGAGACUGUUGUUAUGCUGCAGUCAUUGAGCUAUCUCGAUCUCAGUCGGAAUCAGCUGACGUCAUUGCCCCGGGAGGUAUGCAGACUCCCUCUGCAAACACUCCUGGUUGCUCACAAUCGUCUGGUAUCACUGCCAGAUGAGCUUGGGCGAAUGACAGCACUCGCUGAGUUGGAUGCCGGUUGCAAUGAGAUUGCUAGUCUACCACCCAGAAUCGGGGAUUUACCGAGGCUCAGAUGGCUGGAUCUUAGGAAUAAUAUGCUGGUACAUCUGCCUAUUGAAUUGACGUACCUGAGACUUGUGAAACUGGAUAUAAGUGGUAAUCGCAUAUCAGUCCUCCCAAAUGAAUUAAGAAAGAUGAAGAGCCUGGUGGACCUGCGACUAGCCGAUAAUCCUCUCACCUCGCCACCUGCCUCGCUGUGUAUUCGCGGGCGAACACACAUAUUCAAAUAUUUAGAGAGACAGGCGGCGAAACACGAGAGGGCAAGAUCGGGAAGAGUGAGGCGAAGUCCACUGGAGGCAAGAGGACACGCCACCCUGGACACACGAUCCCACAGGCGUCACAAUGUCGAUAGUGGUUACAGCACAAGUGAUGGGGUUGAUAAGCGCUGGUCGCAAGAAAUUCACAGUGGGGUGAAUGAAACUGACUCGAGAAGUGGAUGGCGACAAGAGUGCUCACCACUCUCGAUUACCUUGCCUCAUGACGUCAGUGUCAAUGGAUCGUUCAGUGGUACAUCGACACCCAGCACUAUAUCUCCGGGGGAACGUACCUCCCUCGAAGAUGAAUUGGGAAAAGCUAUGAUACUUCACGAUCAGCUGCAGAAGAGGCGAUUAGAGCGUAGCGCCUCGGAAAAUGGGACUGAUAACAAAAGACCAAUGGCUCCUGCACUUCACAACAACUCUAUCACACCACCAGGAAAUUUGGAGUCAAGUGGACUUUUAAAUCAGUCUCCGUCACUGGGCUCGUCGCUCCAGUCGAGUCACGGUGUGACAGCUUCUCCAAUAAUGAAUGGAGAGGAGAAGAGGCCCUUGAACCACACUCAAACGUACAGAGAGUACAAGGAGGCACUGAGACAGCAGAGAGCCAACGAGGGGUCGAGUGUCUACAGACCAAAGGAGCAAAUAACUCCACCAGGCAACGAAUCACAGGGCAACGAACCAGACAUGAACACGAGCGAGGGAAUGCUGGGAAAUAAGCAAAUAUUUAAUGACGAGAAUGGCACCAAGAGGCCUGUACAAAAAGUCACACCCUCGCGAAUUCAAAAUUACAAUAAUUCAGCGAUUAUCAAUGGUAGUAAUCUCGAGUACAACGGGAAGAAUGGAAAGUACCUGGAGCAACCGUACAAGAAGCCAAAUUCCCCAGUCAAAGGCUCGAGUGGGAUUUUGUCCACGAAUUCAAGUCCAGCACAUGCCACGAGACUCGUUAAAACUGCUGUUGGAUACGUUGAGGACAGUAAUAAGAGCCCCAACAGGAAUAAUUUGAGCCCAAAGUCACCCAGAACUGUCACUUGGAACAGCAAUAUGCCUGAGAAGUAUUCGUUCACUAUGAGGAGGGAGUUUGAGAGGGCUAAGGAGGAGGCUGAUUUGAUUGAGCAAUUGAGAACUAACAUCGAAACGAGAUUGAAGAUGGCUUUACCCGAGGACUUGGCACCAGCUCUGACAGAUGGUGUUGUCCUCUGUCACCUUGCCAAUCACGUCAGGCCCCGUUCAGUUGGAAGUAUUCACGUUCCAUCACCUGCAGUUCCAAAACUCACAAUGGCCAGAUGCAGACGCAACGUCGACAACUUCCUCGAGGCCUGUCGAAAAAUAGGUGUUGACGAGGAGGUGUUAAUGGAUGCGGAUGCAAUCAUGGACGUGGGUUACAUGAACGCGUGCGGGCUCCAGGCUCUGGCGUGUCUCGUGUCAACUCUUCUUCCAUUGCGACGCGGUGAAGAGGCUAACGAAGAGCCAGUCCCAGGUUCACACCGUACGAUACAGGAGCGCGUCCUAACCGCGAUGCUUUUAGCUGUAUUUUUAUCAACAUUGGCUCUGCUCUAUAUCUUCCCAGUGCCUGAUUAGAUUAUACCAGGCGAUUCUAUGCGAUUUUAUCAGAGCCAAAUUCAUGAUCAUCAAAUUUCAUCAAAAUCCAUCUAAUGAUUCUUCGAUUGUGAGAAUUAUUUUGAACACUUUUGAGGCACCUCUUGGUGGAAGAAAAUUUUAUUUUUGUUAAGUAGUGCAGCUUUAGUUAUUUAGUUGACUCAUUAUGGAGAAAAUCAAGUUUCUAGAGCGAGAAAUACUGAAUAAGAGAAUUUUUUAUAAUAGAGAUAAAAGUUUCGAUUGAAUUAAGAAAAAUAAGAAUUGAGAACUUAUCACUUCGUUCAUAAUGAAAUGAAUGCCUUCCAGAAGCACGAGUUAUUUUUUAUUGAAUGGAAUCCCUUGUUUUUCUGAAACUAGAAGCUUCUUUUCUCUGUAAUUAAUGCACCAUUUGGCUUACGAUGGCCUACGAAAGUGUUUCAUACGCAAUAACUAUCGAAUUUCUUGAAAAGGUGCUUAAACAACAAGGCUGUUACUUUAGGUUGUUCAUUAUCAUCAGAAAGUUAAUUGUACUUGAAUUUUGAGGCAUUUACCCUAGUGCUGCAACUGCGGUUGUGCAUUUAUUUGUUUAAUUUUUAAUGAGAAACAGCAUUCGCUAGAUUUAGGGUUAUUAGUGGGAAUAUCGUAGGUGUUUUUUCAUCAUGAUUGAUAGUGUAAAAUUUUUUAUACGAUCUAAUCAAAAUUAAGCGAUUAAUCACAAGAAUGAAAUAACUGCAUUGCAUUUAUUACUCGAUGCAGAUCAAAAUGAUGAAUGAUAAAUUGUAUGAGGGGCAUAUCACCUAUAUAUAUUCGACAAGGAGAUGUCUUGAAAAUUAUAUAUUUUUUGCUAAUUAAUAAUCGUAAUCAAAACGGCAGGUACCACUGUAGGAAAUGAAAAUUAUUUCAAGAAUUUUCAGUUAUUUCGUUGACAAUAAUUCUCGGUGCAGUGCAUUGGGCGUUAAAUCAAGCGAAUUGUGAGUGACUCAUGCUCGCAGCUGUGUUUAGUCUACAAAGUUAGUUUUCCAUUAAAUUUUUUUCAUUGGUAAUUGGAUGAGCGACGACGGAAGAUCUCGCUGUUUGAUCAUUGGAUAAUAUUUAUUUCAUAUGAAAGCUUCUCAAUGAUAAAGGUAUAUAUGCAUGGAGCUAAAGGGGAGUUUGGGAGUCUCUCGUAUAUUUAAUUAUCUUUCUUUAUGAGGCUUCAGUAAUUAACGGUUGAAUUACACUCGGAUUUAUGAUGUUGCAGCAUGCGAUUGUACUUCAUAACGGGAAGUCCAGUAAUUUAUGCAUUUUUUUUCUUCAUUUUUUCGCCUUUUCUUUCACAUUUUGUGUUACGUAUUUAUGCAAUUUCCGUCUCUAGUCCCUAAUUUAUUCCUCUAGUCAGUUUUUUUCAACAAAAUUAUUCAGUAUCAGAACUAUUUAUCACGAUUUUUUGAUUAUACAUUGAAUUCUUAAUCUCAUGAAGUGAAAAAUGUACUUAAAUUGUUCAUGGGAGCACAAUGACAGUAUUACAAUUGGCAGAUUUUGUGUCAAACACUGUACAAGCCGAUCUGAAAGACUGCUUUUGUUUUUUUUUUUUCGUUUCUCAACGAACCCCACAAAUUAAUUUGAUAAGCAAUUUGUACUUAAUGAGGAGGAAAGAUCAUUCCUUGGUUUACUUAGGUGAUAAUUAUGAUGUACUGCGCAAAAGUCGAAUGUAAUUCGCGAUUAACAUUCGUACGUGCGUCGAGAUUAUCACGAGGUUUUCCCUUUUUAGCAUUAAUUUUCUUUGUGUAUUUAUUCUCUCCCAAAGUUUUAUCGUAUUUAUAUUGAUAUUGCGUCUGCGGUUGCCAGUAUCUCGAUUCAUUUCUUUUUUGAGGGCUCAGCAUUACAUUGUAACGUUCAU
Molecule: messenger RNA, 4362 nt
Organism: Diachasma alloeum
Lineage: Eukaryota; Metazoa; Arthropoda; Insecta; Hymenoptera; Braconidae
Gene: Lrch
Product: leucine-rich repeat and calponin homology domain-containing protein 1
Exons: 12
Coding region: 144-2486 (780 amino acids)
Molecular function (GO): protein binding
Source: RefSeq, a predicted model, not a curated record